CUAUUUUUUCCUGUCUUACUUGAAUAUUAGGUUAUCUGUGCGUAUCUGUAUUUAAUUGUAGAUUUAAGCUUCUCGUUUUAAUCGAGAAAAGAGGUACACAUUACCACCAAGAUGCAAUCAUCUCAUAGUGAUUAUCAGCAAGCAAACCUAUUAUCCUGGCAACAGCAGCAAAACCUGCCACAGCUGACAGCCAUGCAACUGUCCGAUAGAGAUCCGUCUGUAACGAUUGAUGACUUGACUAUGUCUGGUCGGAUGGAAGACGAGGAUCCAGAGAACUUCAGUGGACAUCCUAAUAAGAAGUCUGGCAGGAGAAAAAUCAAAAUAGAGUACAUUACCGAUAAAUCAAGACGACAUAUUACAUUUUCGAAAAGAAAAGCAGGAAUUAUGAAAAAGGCUUAUGAACUUAGUACAUUGACAGGUACACAGCUUUUACUGUUAGUUGUUUCUGAGACAGGCCUCGUAUACACCUUCACUACACCAAAAUUACAGCCAUUGGUAACCAAGCCGGAGGGCAAAAACUUGAUUCAGUCCUGCUUAAAUGCACCAGACCCACUAAUGAAUGAGGCAUCACCAUCCUCCGCUACUGCUACUAUUGCAGCGAUUAAUAAGAUGACGACGCCUUUAGAGACGUCCACAGAUUUAAAAGAAUACCAGUCAUCACUCGAUAAUAAUUUUAACCCAAACCAAAUGCAACAGUCUCAGUCCAUGCUGUCAAAUAGUAGUAAUCCAGAUAUAUUGACUUCCCCAAUCCCCAGCAAUGGAAGUAUAUUAAAUCCAAAUUUCCGUGGGUCAGACCAAGCUGUGGCCUCGAUUUAUGAUUCAAACAACAAGGUAUACCAUCAGUGCAAAUUAAAGUAUUGCUUUGAUGUUUCUUCGAAUAAACUAUUGAAGUACACUACACAUGGCAAUUAAAUUGCUCCAACAUAGGUAUUUCAUAGCAAUCUGUUUUCUACCUCUGCAGCAAACCCCUCUUUUAUGUUUCUGAAUAAAAUUGGGACUACCUACGUGCAGAUGCCUCCCGAUUAUACUUCUAUGGAUCACACGCCAAUAGGAUAUGGUACUUCUGCAAAGCAGGCAAGCAAUUCUUCAUCAUACUCUUACGAUGUUCUUGGAGAAACCGAAGGCAAUAAUAAGCAAUACAUAUGCAAUGCUGCAAUUAGAUACCCACAAUUUCAAGACCAUUAAGGUUGGCUGUCAAACAAAAAGCAAAGCGCGAACAGAGUAUGUCACUCGUAUAAUGCUUUCUGUACAUUAUUAUCAUUAUACCACGCGUUAAAUUAUUCCUGUGUAGUAUCGCAUUCCUUUCAUUAAUAUACUCAUUGCUGUCAUUUAAUUGCAAGUAUACGAAAUAUAGUAAACUUAUCAAAACUACAUGAUGUAUUAUUCCUAAUUCACC
Messenger RNA from Mycotypha africana, 1396 nucleotides. RefSeq lists its product as uncharacterized. The record is from RefSeq and is a predicted model, not a curated record. The transcript has 3 exons. Gene Ontology annotation, molecular function: RNA polymerase II cis-regulatory region sequence-specific DNA binding; protein dimerization activity; DNA-binding transcription factor activity, RNA polymerase II-specific. The coding region runs from base 112 to 912 and encodes 266 amino acids. Lineage: Eukaryota; Fungi; Mucoromycota; Mucoromycetes; Mucorales; Mycotyphaceae. Gene Ontology annotation, biological process: positive regulation of transcription by RNA polymerase II.